Molecule: messenger RNA, 896 nt
Organism: Halichondria panicea
Lineage: Eukaryota; Metazoa; Porifera; Demospongiae; Suberitida; Halichondriidae
Product: tRNA-splicing endonuclease subunit Sen34-like
Exons: 5
Coding region: 85-873 (262 amino acids)
Biological process (GO): tRNA splicing, via endonucleolytic cleavage and ligation; tRNA-type intron splice site recognition and cleavage
Molecular function (GO): nucleic acid binding; tRNA-intron lyase activity
Source: RefSeq, a predicted model, not a curated record
CAUCUAAAUGCAUCUAGCAACGCAACGUCAUGACUGUACAUUCCCUUGGGCUGAAAGGUCAUCUGAUUGCUUCCUUCUGUAGACAUGCCAAAAAUCCAUGGAUUUGUGCAUGGUUGCUAUGCACUGGUGUGGAAUGCAGAGGAUGCAGUGUGCCUGGACAGAGAGUGGAGGAUCUGCUCGGGACUGAUUGGAGCUCUCCCUGGACAACCUCGACAGAAUGCACAGCUGGGGCUGCCAUUGAAGCUAUCUCCAGAGGAGGCAACUCUGCUCGUGGAGAAAGGAGUCCUGGAGCUUCUGGAAUACUCACCUCACGCCUCCACUCAACAAGAAGUGGCAGCAUUUAAUGCAGCAAGGGAACAAGACUUCCAGACACAGUUUGUUAGCUACCUAGAGAAGAGAGAGCAGGCCAGACUGCAGCACACUGCUGGUGAUGGUGAGGUCUUGACUGCACCCAGUGAGCCCAAGAGAGCACGGCUAGAGGUGGGCAGCUACAGAGAGCACCCAUCAUUCAGUCCCCUAGUAACCAUUGUCACCUCUGACCCUCGACCAUCCUCAGCCUACCAGUCAUGCACCAACUGGACAUACCCAGGCACUGAUAAGGAUAGACGGUGCUAUCUUGUGUACAAGGAUCUCUGGGGGCGUGGUUAUACUCUAACCACUGGACUGAAGUACGGUGGUGACUACCUUGUUUAUCAGGGACAUCCCCGUACAGUACACUCCUCCUAUAUUGCUAUCGUGUUACCAUGGAAACAGACUAUACAAAGCUUAGGCUCAGUGGCCCGUGUCGGUUCAAAGGUCAAGAAGAACAUAUUAGUAUGCAGUGUAGACGAACAUGAACUUGUACAUUACAUUACAUUAAGUUGGACCAUGUAACUAAUAAUAAUAAAUUAUGUCAA